This is a messenger RNA of Protopolystoma xenopodis, 258 nucleotides long. NCBI's taxonomy places the organism in Eukaryota, Metazoa, Platyhelminthes, Monogenea, Polystomatidea, Polystomatidae. The record is from the annotation of a GenBank genome assembly.
AUGGAUGCGCGCAACUUAGCUACUGUGAUUGCACCCAACCUAUUCGCUUCGCAUGCUCCGACUGACGAAGAUACCCAUUCAUUGCUUGAUCGCCUCCAGUUACAGGCUGCUUUCGUUUAUUGUCUCAUAACCCAACUUGAUGUAGCCUUGGAAAGUUCCCAGCUAGCUGGCGAAGAGGCAACUGACAACUCAGUGGUUUCGAGUUCAAAUCUUGGCGUCUGUAGAGAACUCGUCGAUUCCUCAGCUGCACCGAGAUGA